AUGUCUUCUCCAACUACUUGUGCCAAGAGUUCCUCUUCUUCACGCUCUCUUGCCUAUCUCACUGGAGAUGGUGUCGACAAUCAUGUGAUAGAGGUUCGAAGCAAGCUCUAUCCCUUUGCACAAACGAAUUUGUAUGAGAACGUACUUCAUCUUUUCGAGAAAACCCUUGUUAUGGGCCCUCAUUGGUUUGGUCCUAUACCGAAAGAGAUGGCCAUAUUGUUUAGGAAUGAUGCUGAGGCCCUUUUGUGCUAUCAAAGCUCCACUUCUCUAGCCUCUUAUACCUGGGUCAGGAAAAACCUGAGUCGUUCGUUUCCUUCGAGCGAAGUGAGGAACAGUGCGGUGAAAUGGUCAGACUCGAUUGACAGGCUUCUUCCUAGGCAUGGAGCUCACUGGAAGAGGGCUGGUAUUUACGAUAGAAUUCUUCUGUCCAGGCACUCUAUUAAUAGAGACGAGAACCUUUUGGCUGCUGCUCUAUGUUUCUGGAACUCUGCCAGCAACACCUUUGACUUCCGCCUGGGCCCGAUGACUCCAACUCUGCUGGACAUGGCUCAGAUCUUUGGGUUUAGGCCUCAUGGAAGGCCUGUUGAUGUUGUUGGUGACUAUCAUAGAAGGAAAAAUCAGGAGAAAUUGGCCAAGCCCUUCACCAUCUCUCUUGCCACCAUCAACCAAAAUUGCUCAUUCCUCUUCUCCAACCGUUCCUUUGCAGUUCUGCUUGAGUACAAACAUCUGGCAGAGGCUCUGCAUAACCACAUGAAUGUGGGGCUUAGGCCUACGAUUCUUGCUCAUAUAUACAAGAACCUGCACACUGCCACCUUGGAGAAUCCGCUAAAUUUGUCUGCUUCUGGCGCAUUUUGGAUGAUUCAGGUCUGGUUGCAAGUGUACUUCCCAGAACUGAGGUUUACAGACAUUGUUCUCCCUAAAGACCAGGUCAUUGCUCAUUCGUUGAUGUCAGCAGAGGUGCCCAAGCGUUCCAUUGAGAAAUACUUGAUGUUCUUUAGGCACUAUACCAAGAGAUUUGUUGUACAGUGGCAAGCAGUGCUCAGGAGGACCUACCCCUGGUUUCAGCCUGGAUAUAAACUCUUUGAGAAAGAGCCAAAAGAAGAAGAAGACAGAAUUGAAUUCAGGAAGAAAUUCCAAAGUGUGAUGCUGCCUCGGGACAUGCCAUUCGGUGGAGGCAAACCUCCCAACUAUCAUUUGGGGGCAGAAGUGUAUCAUCCGAAUUUCUGUGCCCGUCAACUCGGCUGCCCUCAGCUAAUUCCUCUCAAGUCAUACAGGGGCUGCAACCGUUCUACCUCUUGGAGGGAUUCAAACGAUUUGGACGUACAUAAAGACUGCAGAUGUUUGAUAAAUAAAAUUAACAACAGUGUGGAUGCUCUUUACCCCUCAUGGGAGCCUAAUUCCUGCAAUUAUGCUAAUUUUGAUGCCUGGUGGAAGGCUAGGUUCCAAGGUUUUUCUGCCUCGAGUACUGCCCUCAAGGUGCUUUUCGAUGGCUGGGACUCCUGGACAGUCUAUGCAAGGGCAGAGGCCAAGAGUUUUAUGGUGCAGAUGAUUAAGGAUAUUAAUGCACAAGUUAUCGAAGACAUUGGAAGCCAGACUGUGCACUCUGGAGAAGUGAUUGUUAAUUCUGUCAUAGCUGCUGGGGACUUAGAGCUUCCCUUUGGAGAUGAGGAAGAUCAACACGAGCCUCUGGUAGAGCAACUAGCUAUUGAGGCCACUCAUUCUACUAGAAGAAAAAGAAAAGAGGUUGCUCAUGUUCAAGACAGUUUUAUCCAGCCUAAACCUUCUGCUGAAAGCCCUCCUCCACCUACUACUAGGUCAAAAAGACCUAAAAAGAGGAUUGGAGUUGAGUCUGAUGAGAUUGAAGAGCCUGUAGCUGUUCCCAUCGAAACUUCUGGAACUGAUGAUAAGCUACGAGAGGCUUUUGAAGCUGUUGAGCAGGAGAAAGGACAAGAAGAAGAAGAAGAUGUCCCUCUAAAAGAGAAGGACAAAGAGCCUGAAGAAGAGGAGGAGAUUCCUACUGAGGUAAUAGCAGAAAGCAUUGCCUUGGCCAAACAACACGAAGAAGCUCAGAGGGCAGAACCCACAAGUUCAGAAUUGGCUUUAUUUGAUGACGUGGAGGCAGAACAUUCUGUUACUGCCCCAAAGCUUGAGGUAAAGGUAGAACACUUUGUUGUGGUUCCUAUUCCUGAGGUAUCUUCUAUAGCAGAGAACAAGAUUGCUGGGGUCUUAGCCGUGGUGACCAGCCCUUUCAAGCCUCUCAUUGUGGAUAUGCCCAUCCAUUCUCUCCUAGGUUCAUUUACCACGACUUCCUUUGCUGAUCCAGAAUUGGUCGAGUUUGAAGCCAUGGACUUCGAUGCCCAACUGGACAAACUGGAGAAGCUUAGCUCCACUCCUAGCAAGGCAAAAUCCAAGGCAGUGGACAGACUGAAGAUCUGGGAAUCCACUGAAAUGGAUUUGGAUGAAAACCAAGAAGCUGUUGACCAACUAAUGAAAGACCUGGACUUGUUGCAUAGAGAGAACAUGGCUCCUAGACCCAUUCUUGAAAUCAGCCUAGGUUUGGCAAGAGACAUGCUCAACCUCCACAACCGCUAUGAAGAUCUCAAGCCCUCUUUUAAAGCCUCCGAGUUCUGCAAGGCCACUCAUGAAGCUAAUCUGGUUGAUUACCAGAAACAGAAAGCAAAAUUGGACCAGAUGGUUGUAGGUUACAAAGAAGCCAAGAUUGCUGCUGACAAGCUGGAGAAGCAGAUUGAAGAACUUCAAAAACAGCUGGCUGGGCUGAGGGAGAGGCAGAAUAGACUUGGGGCUGGACUGGGUACCAAGACCUAUGCCACUUUCUUUGUGCAAAACAUGAUAGCAGCUUCCAAGCCAGCUUUGGAAAUUGCAGAGGCCUCUCUCCAUCAAGGGAUGCUUCUCCAGCAAGAAAUUUCUACCAAGAAGACCGGAUUGCAAGAAACCCUUAGGAAACUAGGGUUUUAA
Messenger RNA from Prunus armeniaca (apricot), 2976 nucleotides. The record is from the annotation of a GenBank genome assembly. Lineage: Eukaryota; Viridiplantae; Streptophyta; Magnoliopsida; Rosales; Rosaceae.